This is a messenger RNA of Varroa destructor (honeybee mite), 1278 nucleotides long. The record is from RefSeq and is a predicted model, not a curated record. Lineage: Eukaryota; Metazoa; Arthropoda; Arachnida; Mesostigmata; Varroidae.
GCUGAAGUCUCAACGAAAUAUGCUUUUGUCUUGUUUGCUGUCGUUCUAUUUAAAGACGGAAAGAGCACCGCAUGUGAUGGCGCUGUGAUCGCCAAAAAAUGCUGCAUAUUGGCUAGCCAAUCAGAAGACCCAAAGGUUAGUCCUCCUCUCUUAUCGGUACAAAGUUUUGGCGCCCCCAGGGGCGCAAGCAUCGAAUGGAUCAUGUGAUUCGACGCAAUUUCGAAUUGUUUUUCGUUGACCUGAUUUUUUUUAUCUUUGGAUGCGUUAGCUUGGGUACCUCAAACCAGCAACAUUUAAGUAGUUACAUUAAUAAGUUAAUAAUUUUUUGAGUAAAAGUUGACAUUGGUUUGAAUAAAGUCAAUAAUAAUUAUUUUUCGUCUGAAGACGCUCCUUGUUACCGGCUCGACUAAAUUAAUUCUAGUAGUACUGUCGUGCAGAAUCUCAUAGUCCAAAUUCUAAUUACAUGCGUUAACAGAGUCGGCAUACUAUUGCUCACUGACUGAUUAUUCAAGUUUCAAACCGUAAGUCCUAAUGAUCUUGUUUUUGUUAAUGUUAGUUAAAAAGAUAUUCUUGUCGAUUCCAAGUAAUUGAUAUAAAUAAGUUUGACGAACAACAAAAUAUCAGAGAUCAAAAAAAAGAAACUCGUUGGUUAACACAGCUGAAAUACAGACAGCAGAGCACAUGAAGUUUGGGAAAUUUUUCGAUUUCCAAUGGUUGCUGACGCGUCCUCCCAGGGGGCGCUGCAAGUCUGAGUACACCCUCGCCCCAAUCGCUAUAUAAGCAAUGGAGUAGCUUGACCGCGCCAUAACGCUGUUGUUAAGGGAACGAAGUUAUGGCUCGUACCAAGCAGACCGCUCGUAAGUCGACUGGUGGAAAGGCCCCGCGUAAACAGCUGGCCACCAAAGCUGCCCGCAAAUCGGCCCCGGCCACCGGCGGUGUGAAGAAGCCUCAUCGUUAUAGGCCCGGUACCGUCGCUCUCCGUGAGAUCCGUCGUUACCAGAAGUCGACUGAGCUCUUAAUCCGGAAGCUGCCCUUCCAGCGUCUUGUCCGUGAAAUUGCUCAAGACUUCAAGACUGAUCUACGUUUCCAGAGCUCGGCUGUCAUGGCCCUCCAAGAGGCGUCCGAGGCCUACCUUGUCGGCCUAUUUGAGGACACCAACCUGUGCGCCAUCCACGCCAAGCGUGUCACCAUCAUGCCCAAGGAUAUCCAGCUUGCCCGUCGUAUCCGCGGAGAGCGUGCUUAAAUUACUGAUUAUUCGGUAAAAAACGGCCCUUUUCA